CGUGCGCGGCCGCCGCGGGAAGGGCCCCGCACAACACAAAAUGGCGCCCGCGGCGUGAGGGGAGCAGCGGGCGGGGCCUAAACGUGAGGCGGGAAGAUGGCGCUGGGCCGCGCGGCCGCGGCGCUGAGGGCGGCGCUGAGUGCGGCGGGGACCCCACUGUGGACGCGGAACCACCCCCGGCUCUGCAGCUCCCAGGAAGCCCCCAAAGCCCCCGAGGACCCCAAAGCCCCCAAAGAGCCCCCGUCGAAGUACCUGGAGCGGCCCUGGGAGUACCUGGAGAGUGAAGAGUACCGGCUGACCUACGGGGACAGGCCUGUCUGGUUCGGGUACCGGCGCAACCACAAGGGAGCCAUCCCCCCCCAGCGCACCCGCAAGGCCUGCCUGCGCCGGGGGAAGCCGGUGGGGAACCCCUGUCCCAUCUGCCGGGACCGCAACCUGCUCGUCGACUUCAGGAACGUGAAGCUCCUGGAUCAGUUUAUUUGCCCCCACUCGGGGGUUGUUUUCCACCCCACAUACACCGGGGUCUGCAUGAGGCAGCACAAGCUCCUGUCCAAGGCCAUCGCCCAGGCCCAGGACCACGGGCUGCUGUGGCUGCAGGUGCCCUACGUGCCCACUCCCCGUGAGGACUUCUCCAACCAGCACCCGGCGGUGGGGAAGACGCCCCCGGCGCUGCGGGACCCGGGCGGGUUCUGGUACAGCUGGUACGAGCGGUGGUCGCCGCCCCCCGCCGAGAUCGCGCGGAUGCGCCGCCUCUACCGCGGCUUCCUCAAGGAGGAGCAGCCCCCGCUGGCCCCUCAGAGCCCCGCCGGGGAGAAACAGGUGGAAUAAAAUGGUUAAAAACCCCUCAAA
Myiozetetes cayanensis is the source of this 849-nucleotide messenger RNA. It is a transcript of the gene MRPS18B, whose product is annotated as mitochondrial ribosomal protein S18B. Gene Ontology annotation, biological process: mitochondrial translation. Gene Ontology annotation, molecular function: structural constituent of ribosome. Gene Ontology annotation, cellular component: mitochondrion; ribosome. Lineage: Eukaryota; Metazoa; Chordata; Aves; Passeriformes; Tyrannidae. The record is from RefSeq and is a predicted model, not a curated record. Bases 97 to 828 code for a protein of 243 amino acids. The transcript is spliced from 7 exons.